AAAAUAACUCCUUAGGUAGACUGGGGGCUUAUUAUUUAAAGCAGAAAUUAAACGGACAGAAAGGGAUGUACAGUUCAUCCUGAAAAGUCUUCACUUCAUAUCUGUUUAUUCCACAGAAUAUCAGAAUGAAGCAUUUUAAGUAUAUCUUUAUUGCUGUGCUUCUCAUCAUCAUUGAGCAAUGCAAGGCCCAGUCCUGUGUCGUAGAUUCGAUGAAAGUGAAGGAUGACUUUGACAUCAAAAGGUAUGGAGGAAAAUGGUAUGCUAUUGGGAAAAAAGACCCAGAAGGCCUCUUUCUUCAGGACAACAUCUCUGCUGACUACACAGUAGAUGAAGAUGGCACAAUGACUGCAUCAUCUAAAGGAAGAGUUAAACUUUUUGGGUUCUGGCUCAUCUGUGCAGAUAUGGCUGCUCAGUACUCAAUACCAGACCCAACCAUACCAGCUAAAAUGUAUAUGACCUACCAGGGGCUGGCUAGCUACUUAUCAAGUGGAGGGGACAACUACUGGGUUAUUGACACAGACUAUGAUAACUACGCAGUUACAUAUGCCUGUCGCACUCUUAAAGAGGAUGGAACAUGUAAUGAUGGCUAUUCCAUAAUUUUCUCACGCAAUCCACGUGGAUUUUCACCUGCUAUUACAAGACUCGUACGCCAGAAACAAGAAGAAAUUUGCAUGGCAGGACAAUUUCAACCUGUUCUCCAAUCUGGAGCUUGCUAAAUUAUCUGUUUUCCAAGAUAACUUUCCAUUUGAAUAUGGAACUGGCACAUCCUGAGGGACCACAGCUUAAAGAAAUGCACAACUUUUGUUUUUAAUUUUAAUUUUUUAUUUCUUGGUGCAAUUACAUGUUUUAAAUAUCAUAAUUUUAGGAACUGUUGAAUUGUGUGUAAUGUAACUAAUGUAAUAGUUUUCCAAGUUGUCAUGAAUGUUUUUCAUAAGAUUUAAGAUCAGCUCAUUUUGUUAAUCUCUAGAUCAGACUAUAAUUUUUGUAAUCUUGUUGCAUCAACUUUACAUUGUUAUUUUUUAAGUCUUAAUAAAAAUGCUGUUCCAGAA
This is a messenger RNA of Hyla sarda, 1049 nucleotides long. RefSeq names its product purpurin-like. Bases 126 to 716 code for a protein of 196 amino acids. The transcript has 6 exons. Lineage: Eukaryota; Metazoa; Chordata; Amphibia; Anura; Hylidae. The record is from RefSeq and is a predicted model, not a curated record. Gene Ontology annotation, molecular function: retinoid binding; retinol transmembrane transporter activity.